AUGCCCCACGAGACCCUCGCCGUCAUCGCGACCCCGUCCGGCCUACCUCGAGCCUCCGCGUCUGCCAGCCCCGCGUCAUCAUCCGCUUCUGCCGUCAUCGGCCUCGAUACUCGCGCGCGUAUCCCCUUACAUCAGAGAAUUCUUCGUAAGGGCGACGUGCUGUUCUGGGACGUGGAAAAGCUAGUACCCCGACAUCGCAGUGGUGAACAGCUGCUCAGCAAACGGGAUCGCCAUGAACCUCCAACCCGCAACCCCUUCCUCGGUCGCUGGGAUCGACAAACAUCAAGCGAGCGUCACCGACUCCGCACUGGGAACUGCCAGACUACCACCACCACGGUCCCUUCACCGGUGACGACGGAGGCCAACAUGGCCCGGCAGUUCGAUGACGCAGGGCGAAAGCAACCGACACGAUUCGGAAACAUGCCGCCCUGGGCCCUGCGCGACAACGCUUUCGACAAACCGCACUACCGGCUCAACCGGGCAGCCUUAGUAGAGCUCGCAGAAGCAUUAGGCGUCGAGCCCGGAGGGAACGUACACGAGCUCAAGGCAAGGACGAAGCAAGCCCUGUUCGAGCGGAGGGACGAGCUCAUUGAACACCCGUCCUAUUCCGCCCUUUACACGGAGAGAGAGAAGAACGAAUUCCAACAGGGUCGCACCCAAGGAACCGGGACGAAGGCUCAGACUGGCAAGGCAUAG
Molecule: messenger RNA, 696 nt
Organism: Punctularia strigosozonata HHB-11173 SS5
Lineage: Eukaryota; Fungi; Basidiomycota; Agaricomycetes; Corticiales; Punctulariaceae
Exons: 3
Coding region: 1-696 (231 amino acids)
Source: RefSeq, a predicted model, not a curated record